CAAGUAAAAUUGCAUCAGGGGAACUAGCGUCGUUAAUGCUGUUUUAAUCUAGAAUUGUAAGGUUUUUAAAGGUCCGUUUGAAAGUCAACUGCAUAAACACCUAACUGGAAAUCAUGAAACGUCUACUGUUGAAAGUUAUACCGUUAGAGAUACUGUUACUUUUUAUCUUGUGUGAGAUUCGAUCUAGUACAGAUGGUGCGAAUGUAUGCGGGAACAGCCCUGGAUUUGAAUGCCAUGAUGCGAGUAAAUGCAUCCCGUUGUAUCAGUAUUGUAAUGGUUCAAGUCAAUGCAGUGAUGGAAGCGACGAAAUUCUGUACAACAAGGCUAUACACGAUACGACAGGCAUAUCAUGUGGUCAUAGGAUCAAUGGCAACUCGACAUAUUGCUACCUUCCAAACCAAUACUUGUGUGACCAUGAGAUCAACUGCUUUUGGGGUGAGGAUGAAAAAAACUGUUCGCACACCUUCGAAUGCGGAUAUGUGCCCUUCGCAAAUAAAACUCAAUACAAGAUUAAAAUAGUGUUUUGUGACAAUGUAGUAAACUGUAUCAACGGAGCUGACGAAAGAAAAUACAGUCCUGGAGCACCGGGCUACCAGUGUUCCGUCACCAAAACCCAUCUCACCAACUACUGCAUGCUGCCCGAUCAAUAUGUUUGCGACGGAACGAACGAUUGCGAUUACGGGACAGAUGAGUGUUUCUGCGGGGAAGGGGAUAGCAGCAAUAGUAAAUAAACCUUUGUAAUACGUUUCUCGAGGAAUUCGCGAUUAUUUACCAACUUUUGUAGUUUACACGGGUGAUAACUGCUUUCGGUGUUUGAAUCGUGAACUAGUCGUCCCGAACAAACAGAGAUGUGACGGUGCGUUUCAUUGUAAUGAUCUUUCUGAUGAAUGUCUCUGCACUAAACGUCCACCCAUCUGUGAACAAAUAUGCAAAGGUUUGUUCCUAAUACAGUAAAUAGUUCGGGUAAGUGAAGGUUAACACAUGAUGUCCAUCAUCAUUUUAAAACAUGAUGUCUAUCAUGAUAAAGUUAAUACAUGAUGAUGUCUAUCAUAAAAGUUUCAAAGUUCAAACAUAUUUUAUGGUUACUUAUUAAUACAUGUUAAAAUCUUUAGUUGGUGAAAAUUGUGGCUCCUGUAAAGUAGGUGAAAUAAAAUGCAAAACAAGCAGCAAUGGUUUUGAAAAAUGCAUCAACCGAACAAACGUGUGCGACCGGAUCGUUGACUGUGCUAUGGGAGAGGACGAAAAGAAUUGCAGUGUACAUGAGUCGCAGCUAUUUCAAUGUAGCGACAAAAAGCAGUUUGUCCAAAAAUACCAACGCUGCGACAAUGAUGAGAAUUGUAAAGAUGGUUCCGAUGAACUUGGCUGUCAAAAUUUAUACAAGUGUUCGGAGGCUAGAUAUGAUAAUAAUGGAGUUGUUGUGUUUGACCGAGCUGCCUACACCGAAGCUUGCGACAAGAUUGCACUUUGUGAAGAUCUGGACGAUGAAUGUAAUUCUACUUUAUGUGGACAUGACGUACCAGCAUACUGUGAUCACGUAAAUGGAGCUCUGGGAUUCAUAUGCCCCAAUUCGAAAUCAGCAAUCAUCGGUACGGAGGUAUGUGACGGGUACCCAACGUGCAAUGAGUCAGCCCGAACCACGUCUGCUGACGAGCUUAACUGUCCAAACAGGUUCUACUGCGCCGAUCAUGGAGCAACGCGUCUUCCGAUACACAUAGCACCCGAAGCUCGUUGUAACGCAAUAACCGACUGUUUUGACGGAAGCGAUGAGGUUAACUGCAGUACAGCAACACACUUUUACUGUGUUCCUGGAACCGCUGACUAUAUACCGAGAUCAAAGGUAUGUAAUGGAGUCUUCGACUGCAAAAAUGGGCAGAACGACGAAUGUCAGAAUUGCGCAGUCAGUCCUUUCUCAACCGAUCAGUUUCUUAUAAGCAAUUAUUUCCUACAGGCAUUUAUAUGGAUAGUUGGUUUCCUGGCGAUUUUUGGGAACAUUGCGGUUUUGGUUCAUAACGGGCUUCAGAUGUACGAGAAUAAGAACACGAGUGCCAUCGCUUACUGCAACAGAAUUCUUGUGCUGAAUUUAGCCAUGUCUGAUUUUCUGCUUGGGGUAUAUCUCCUUUCCAUCGGCAUUGUAAACAGCGUUUACGCCAACACAUAUUGCGUUACUGACAUCGAAUGGCGGACCAGCGUUAGCUGUGCAGGUCUUGGCAGCAUCGCUUUAAUCAGCGUCCAAACUUCUGUGUUUAUUUUAACCAUCAUGACAACAUUUCGACUCGUCCUGGUUACACAACCAUUUAAUAGCACUGUGAGAGUAGAGGUGAUUGGUGGAGUUUUAGCACUAGCUUGGGUUGUUUCCUUCGUCAUUGCGCUUGUUCCACACUCAUGGGCUCUGCACGACUAUUUCUCAAGUAAAGCUUGGUUGACGGACAAUCCAUAUCUUUUCGUAACUAAUAGAAGCGACGUCGAAAGCUUUGUGCAACGGUUGUGGAGUUUGGAAGAUCAAAACUCAAUGUAUUUCUCUAAUGGGUCCACGUAAGCCAAAUUUCAAAUUAGAUUUUCUUUCUAUUUUUUUUCGUAUUAUAUUUUCUUUCGAAUUUCAUUACACCAUUUCGUACUGUGGGGUAAGAUAGAUACCGUUUGCAUCCGAAUCCUAUAAUACCUGGUCAUGUUUUGAGCAAUUAUCAACGAUUUUAAGGGUAGCAUGGCUACAGUUAUACAAGUGUUUAAAUAUUCUUUGUUUACUACCAGCAAAUGGGACGAAAAAAGAGAAUAAUGUUACCUAACCCUACCUAAUCAAUUGCUGCGGGACAAAUCGGUACUUGGAGAUGUUUUAUUUAAUAUACUGUUUUGUAUAAAUACAGAGAAAUGACAUGGACCAAUAUGGUCCAAACAAUCGCUCUUCUCAACCCGAAAAUUGGAGUGAAAAAAUACUUCGGAUAUUACUCCGCACACGGAGUAUGUCUUCCUCUACUUUUCCCGGAUCCGAGUCAAGACACUGCCUGGGGUCUUUCGCUUUUCAUCAUCAUACUUAACUUCCUCGCCUUUGUAUACAUGGUGACGGCAUACGUGUUGGUCUACAGGAUCACAAGACAGCGUGCCAAAAAAGCUGGUAGUUCCGAAAAGGCCGCCAACAAGCUACAGAAAAAAGUGACACGCAUCGUCAUUUCGAACUUUUGUUGUUGGAUUCCAAUCUGCAUCAUGGCGUUUAUCAGCGUCGGAGGUGUGAAACUCUCGUCGGAAGCUUACGCAGCAUCUGCCAUUGUUUUACUUCCAAUUAACAGCGCUGCAAACCCAUUUCUCUAUUCCAACCUACCCGACCUUAUAUGGGAAAAACUUAAACCGAUCAAAGACAAAGUUGGUAGAACUGAAAGUCGCAGCUCUUCUUCAGCAUUAGGCCAAAUGACGAAACAAACUGAUACCGGUAUUCCAAAUGAUGAAACAAAAAUGUGAAAUGUGAUUUUUGGAAACAUAACGUCCAUAAGGGGUUAUACGCCGCCUCGGUGGCAGGGUGGUAAUAGUCGUGCUGUUAAUUAUUUCCCUUCGUGUAGCUUUACAAACGUUUCUGUGACUCAUUUGACUCUCUGCCGAAUUGGCACAAGUAUAGGCCCCUCUUCACCAGACAAAUUACUUUUGAGCACGAACUGCCGACGAUUUACAAGAAUCUUUGAAAAUAUUUUGUUUUACAUACAGUUUAAUUAACCUAAUUAAGUAUACACGUCUUAGCGGAAUUAAUACGUGAUUGUAAUAAUGUGUGUAGAAACUAUGUAACUGUUAUGCAAACGGGCUUUGAUCCAACCCCGUGGUCACUAAUGAGUGUCAAACUAAAAAAAAAAACAAUUCUUCAAGGCACAUGACACACGAUUAUACAGACAUGACACACGUGUUAUCACCACUACUGUUGGGCCGUCAUGCUGGAAGGACAAAAAAGGGACAUUCAUCCAUUUAUUUAUUUAUUUGAAAAGAUUUAAUAUAGUGGGGUGGGGUAGGAUGGAACACAUUUUCGUUCUAUUUUCUCGUCCCAUUUGGCAAUGAGCUCGCACAUACCGUUGUUAAUUGUUUAAAAAACUAUCAGAAUAUUUGGAUAUUUAUAUUUUCUAAAGUAUAGUCCCACCUGUGUCCCAUCUACCCCCACUUUACUAUAUGUUAAUAUGUAAAUACAUUCUGUGUUAGAAGAUACAAAGAUAUGAUUUUGAAUAAAAGUAAAUACUAACCAAGAAAAUAAACAAGCACCCCAUGC
This is a messenger RNA of Ciona intestinalis (vase tunicate), 4237 nucleotides long. Lineage: Eukaryota; Metazoa; Chordata; Ascidiacea; Phlebobranchia; Cionidae. The record is from RefSeq.